Molecule: messenger RNA, 1354 nt
Organism: Petromyzon marinus (sea lamprey)
Lineage: Eukaryota; Metazoa; Chordata; Hyperoartia; Petromyzontiformes; Petromyzontidae
Product: sulfotransferase 2B1-like
Molecular function (GO): sulfotransferase activity
Source: RefSeq, a predicted model, not a curated record
GCGAGCCCCUAGCUCAUUCGCUGUCUUUGCCAAGUUGGGUGACUUAUCUUUUACUGGCCGCCGCGUGAGAGAGCCGAAGCGACACAGCGAGUAGCGAUGGGUUCGCCUGCAGAUGAAGUAAACAUAACGGACGCCAUUAUGGAGGUCGACGGCUGCCUGUUCCCCGCAGACAUCAUCUCGCGAGAGGGGCUCGCCUACACCAAGAACUUCCCCGUGCGCGAGGACGACGUCUUUAACGUCACCUACCCGAAGUCUGGCACCACGUGGAUGCAGGAGAUCCUGAGUCUCAUCAUGAACGACGUUGACAUCUCAAAAGUGGAGUCGGUGCCAAACUGGAAUCGCGCGCCGUGGCUCGAGCUGGCCACGGCUCCCGGCUACCUGGACGGGCGCGAGUCCCCUCGCCUGGCCACCACUCACGUGUACGCCACCUUCGCGCCCACCCAGAUUAUGCAGGGCAAGGGCAAGGUCGUCUAUGUGUACCGCAACCCCAAGGACACGCUCAUAUCGUUCUACCACUUUCACAACAUGGCGAAAUUCCUAUCCACGCCGGAGUCGUUCGAGAGCUUCGUGUCGGACUUCAUGAACGAAAAACUUUCCUUUGGGUCCUGGUUCGAGCACAUCAAGACCUGGAUGGACGUGAGAGAUAAAGCCAACAUAAUAUUCAUCGCCUAUGAAGAUUUGCGCAAAGACCUGGCCGGCUCGGUGACUCGCAUCGCCACCUUCCUCGGCAAGAAGCUGGACGCCGAAAAGCUGAAGGCCUUGGUGGACCACUGCAGCUUCUCCAGCAUGAAGAACAACAACAUGGUCAACUACAGCGAGGUACCAAGGACCUAUUUUGAUAGAGGGCAAAAGUUCAUGCGCAAGGGGACCGUGGGCGACUGGAAGACGAUGUUCACGGUGGCGAUGAACGAGGAGUUCGACGCUUUCGUCCGCGAGAAGAUGAAGGGAUACGAACUCGACGACGGAUGGACCAGCGACACAAAGUGACUGUCGCGACACAAAGUGGCACCGGCACAUGGCAGAACAGCAACUAGGAUACGGCACGUGCGAUAGCCUGAUUUUGUUGAGAGAGAGAGAAAAGCACACAAUCCUGCCUAAUGCUGCAUAGAGAGUUUUAACGUUUAAUGUCACCUGAUUAUGAGAGUAACUAUGCAAUGUGUUGACUCAUUAUACACCUUCGGUUUCCAUAGCAUUUCAUAUAUUAUUGGUGGGAGUUACCAUCACUCGAGCACAUAAGCAGGAAACCACGCCACAGGUAUUGAAUGGCAAUGUAUAUUUCACUGUGUUCUGAAUGCUUGUACAGCUCUUUGUUUCAAAGAAAAAAUAAAGCAAUGCCGCAGGAGCUGCUUCCAAA